Lolium perenne is the source of this 1098-nucleotide messenger RNA. The record is from RefSeq and is a predicted model, not a curated record. NCBI's taxonomy places the organism in Eukaryota, Viridiplantae, Streptophyta, Magnoliopsida, Poales, Poaceae.
AUGGCGUCUGGUGCGGAUCGGGGCAAGGAGAAGCAAGGGGAACUGUCCCCACGUUCAGCCCGCGCGCAGAUGGAGGAAGCUCUGGGUAGAUUGGAUCUUACGGAGGAGGAAGUGACUCCGCUUGAGAUCGAUGAUGUUGAAGAGGUACUGUACCGUAAUGUAUUCCAUAUCAAUACCAUAGCUAGUGCUUUGCGACCUGCAUGGGGUAAUCCCCGAGGAUUGGAAUUCAGUUCUGUUGGAGAAAAUAUGUUCUUGGCGGAUUUCGAUUCUCAGAGAGAUCGUGAUCGUGUCAAAGACGGGGCGCCGUGGCAUGUUAGUAAGAAUGCUGUGGUCUUGGAGGUGUUUGUUGAUUGUAUGCAACCAUCUGAAUUGAUGUUUGCUAAACUGCAAGUCUGGGUAAGGAUCUUAAACCUGCCAUUCAAUCUGAGGAACGCAACAUGGGGGACAGUCAUUGCUAAGCAGCUUGAUAAGGAUGCUUCCCAGGUCGCGUUUGAUCCUGUUGGGGGUUUCUUGCGUGCGAGGGUUACAGUUGAUGUGACGAAGCCGCUGAGACGUGGAAUUUUGAUUAACUCAACUGCAAGGAAAAGUCAGGACUGGUAUGAAAUUCAGUAUGAAAAUAUUCCUCACUUUUGUUUCUCUUGCGGCCGGUUAGGUCAUUCGGAUAUGUUCUGCCAACAUCCUGGGACUAGAGAUGCUGAUGGAAACUGGCCAUUUGGCCCAGGUUUGAGGGCUCCAGAUGAUAAAAAGAAGUCAAACUCUGCUGAUAAUUCCUCUAGGGAGCAGUUUGCUAGUCAGGGUGGUAGAAGGGAUACUAGGUUCUCCAGUUCUGCCGCUGCUGAGUCGGGUCCUGAGGCAACUUCUCCGCUGAAGGGCAAUGAUGGGCGAAAACGUAAGGGAGGUGGAGUACUUAAAGAGUACAGAAAGGUCGUUAAACCACCUGACCAGGAGGAUGCUAGCGGCAAACAAUUAGUGGUCUUUGAUCCGAAAUUGGGUGCUCAUGAGCAAGAUGGUAAUGGGAAUAAUGCCAAGAAAAGGAAGACUCCUACCAAAUCUCAAACCUCGGCAGAGGCUGCGAUGCAGCCCUGCCCAUCCCAAUGA